GGCUUUCCGUCGUUGUGGUCCACGCCCAUUUGCUAUAAAGAUGGUGGGCAUGCGCUGUCCGGUCUUCUCUUUCAACUGGCAAGAGCUGUCGUGUGCCGUCGAGUCUCGUUUUCAGUCUAAUAACCAUGAGUGAGCUGCAGGAACGCACCUUCAUCGCCAUCAAGCCCGAUGGCGUCCAGAGGGGGAUCAUCGGGGAGAUCAUCAAGCGCUUUGAGAUGAAGGGCUUCAAGCUAGUGGGGAUGAAGAUGGUCCAGGCGUCCGAGGACCUCCUCAUGAAGCAUUACAUUGACCUGAAGGACAGGCCCUUCUUUCCCACCCUCGUCAACUACAUGAGCUCCGGUCCAGUGGUCGCCAUGGUGUGGGAGGGUAAAGGUGUUGUGAAGACGGGCAGGGUGAUGCUGGGGGAGACCAACCCCGCCGAUUCCAAACCCGGGACCAUCAGAGGGGACUUCUGCAUCGACGUCAGCAAGAACAUCAUCCACGGCAGCGACUCUGUGGAGAGUGCCAACACGGAGAUCUCCCUGUGGUUCCAGCCGGAGGAGCUGGUCAGCUACACCAGCUGUGCCUUCAGCUGGCUCUACUGAGCCGCUCGGUCCUGCAGCACUUCCUCCUGUUGGUCUCAGGCGACCAAACUCUUGCCUCAAGACAAGCUGGAGAACAGCUGUUCAUGGCCCACAAUCCUCCUGGCAUGUUUGCAUCGUCAUACUGUGGGCCGCUGUCAUUCCCCAUCUCAUUCCUGUAGAAACAUUCCAUCCAGUGCUUGACUGUGUGAUCGAUGAGGUGAGGUUUCCCGUUUUUGUUAAGGGAGCUGCUUUCCAAUAAAUGCACACAAAUCCA
Molecule: messenger RNA, 837 nt
Organism: Oryzias latipes (Japanese medaka)
Lineage: Eukaryota; Metazoa; Chordata; Actinopteri; Beloniformes; Adrianichthyidae
Product: nucleoside diphosphate kinase A
Biological process (GO): UTP biosynthetic process; CTP biosynthetic process; GTP biosynthetic process
Molecular function (GO): nucleoside diphosphate kinase activity
Source: RefSeq, a predicted model, not a curated record